AUGGUAAGCACAGAGUACAGAGGGGCAGCCAUCGAGGAGAGCUACUCAAAGUCCAUGAGCAAACUGGCCAAGACAGCAAGCAAUUGCAGUGCGUUGGGGACUUUUGCUCCGAUGUGGGAUGUGUUCCGAGUGUCUGCAGACAAACUGGCUCUUUGUCACAUGGAGCUGAUGAGGAAGAUGAACGACCUGAUCCGAGACAUCACCAAGUACGGAGAGGAGCAGCUCAAGACGCACCGCAAGACUAAAGAGGAGAUGGGGGCCACAGUGGAGGCAGUCCAGGCCCUGCAGGCUCAGGCCGGACACCUGCACAAGUCCAAGGAGGGCCACCAGGCCAAGUGUGUGGAGCUGGAGCGGCUCAAAAAAGAAGGGGCCCCGCACAAAGAGCUGGAGAAGGCGGAGCUGAAGUCAAAGAAAGCUGCCGAAUCAUUUGCAUUGUGCAUCGAAAAGUACAACCGUGUGGGAGCUGAGUUUGAGCAGAAGCUGAGCGAAUCGGCCCAGGUCAGAUUGCCCGUCUCACCGUAA
Molecule: messenger RNA, 522 nt
Organism: Knipowitschia caucasica
Lineage: Eukaryota; Metazoa; Chordata; Actinopteri; Gobiiformes; Gobiidae
Source: the annotation of a GenBank genome assembly